AUGCUCAGUUCACUGUGUUGUCAGGCAAAAGAGAAGACAGCAGUGGAACAGAGGAGAUCUGCGACAGAUAAACACAGAGAGAGAGAGAGAGAGAGAGAGAGAGAGAGAGAGAGCAGGAGAUGUGUGAGUGCUGAGGGCUUCUGCUGUAUACUGGAUGGUCUGUGUGUGCCGUGUCUCUUGAUGUAUUGUGUUCUUCAUCCUCUGUGUUUCGUGUCGGAGGAGAAGCAUCCGUCUGAAGAAAGCUCAGAGCUGAUCUCACUGAAGACGUCUCCUGUCGUCGCAGAGGGCCUGUUGUUUUGCUGAAAUGGAUCAGAAAAGCUUCAUCCUGUCAGAGAUGCGUCUGUGAACACCAGAGCCGAUGGAAGUCAAAGGUCAGGGCUGGACGGAUGAAGAAUCAGAUGGAGAGAAUGAACCGGAGCAGUUUGUGUACGGGAUUCAGGGGAGCUGCGCAGCUGACCUGUACCGUCACCCACAGCUGGACGCAGACAUCGAGGCCGUAAAAGACAUUUACACGGACAGCGCUGUGUCCAUCAGAGAGUACGGCACCAUCGAUGACGUAGACAUCGACCUGCAGAUCAACAUCAGCUUCUUGGAUGAGGAGGUGGCGACCGCGUGGAAGGUGAUCCGAACCGAGCCCAUCGUCUUACGCCUUCGUUUCUCUCUUUCACAGUACCUGGAUGGACCAGAACCAUCUGUGGAGGUGUUUCAGCCGUCCGCUAAAGAAGGCUUCAGUUUGGGUCUUCAGCUAAAGAAGAUCCUCAGUACGUUCACGUCGCAGCAGUGGAAGCACCUCAGUAAUGAGUUCCUCAAAGCCCAGCAGGAGAAGCGGCACAGCUGGUUCAAAGCCGGAGGAACCAUCAAGAAAUUCCGUGCAGGAUUGAGCAUCUUCUCCCCGAUUCCCAACGUGAACUCAUCCGCUGGCUGUGGCCUCCAUCUUGGCUCCAGGUCUCCCAGUUUCCCCCUGAUCCAGGACACGGUGUUGAAAGGCAAACUGAACGUGCCCGAGCUCAGAGUCCCCCGGCUCAUGAACCGCUCCAUCUCCUGUACCAUGAAGAACCCCAAGGGGGAGCUGUUUAGUUAUCCUCCGAACAGCCAGACUGUGGCUGUCCCGGCGGGCAGGGCCCCUGCGCAGAUUACCACCCGCCAGCUGAUUGAGUUGUUUUUCUCAUCCCAGGCGGGCGGACACUGCAAGAACAUCCCCACGCUGGAGUACGGCUUCCUCGUGCAGAUAAUGAAAUACUCUGAGCAGCGGAUCCCUACUCUGAACGAAUACUGCGUGGUGUGUGACGAGCAGCACGUCUUCCAGAACGGAUCCAUGCUGAAGCCCGCGGUUUGCACGAGAGAGCUGUGUGUGUUUUCCUUCUACACGCUGGGAGUGAUGUCCGGAGCGGCCGAGGAGGUGGCCACCGGCGCUGAGGUGGUGGAUCUGCUGGUGGCUAUGUGUCGCGCCGCUCUCGAGUCGCCCCGUAAAAGCAUCAUCUUUGAGCCGUAUCCGUCUGUGGUCGACCCAGGUGACCCCAAAACACUCGCAUUCAACCCGAAGAAGAAGAAUUAUGAGCGUCUGCAGAAAGCUCUAGACAGUGUGAUGUCUAUUCGGGAAAUGACACAGGGCUCAUAUCUGGAGAUUAAGAAGCAGAUGGAUAAACUGGAUCCUCUGGCUCAUCCGUUAUUGCAGUGGAUUAUAUCCAGUAAUCGCUCUCAUAUUGUAAAGUUGCCACUCAGUAGGCAGCUGAAGUUCAUGCACACGUCUCAUCAGUUUCUGCUGCUGAGCAGUCCACCAGCAAAAGAAGCUCGAUUUCGCACCGCAAAGAAACUCUACGGCAGCACCUUCGCCUUCCAUGGCUCGCAUAUUGAGAACUGGCACUCAGUUCUGAGAAAUGGACUGGUCAAUGCAUCUUAUACUAAACUGCAGCUGCAUGGAGCAGCGUACGGGAAGGGCAUCUAUCUGAGCCCCAUUUCCAGUAUUUCCUUUGGAUACUCAGGAAUGGGGAAGGGCCAGCAUCGCAUGCCCACUAAAGAUGAGUUAGUCCAGCGAUAUAAUCGAAUGAACACCAUGCCACAGAGUCGUCCCAUACACUCGCGGUUCCUCCAGAGCAGGAACUUAAACUGCAUCGCUCUCUGUGAAGUGAUCACGUCUAAAGACCUGCAGAAGCAUGGGAACAUCUGGGUGUGUCCGGUGUCUGACCACGUCUGCACACGCUUCUUCUUCGUGUAUGAGGACGGUCAGGUGGGAGAUGCUAACAUUAACACACAGGAGCCCAAGAUCCAGAAGGAGAUCAUGCGUGUGAUAGGCACCCAAAUCUACUCCAGCUGAAAGAGGACUUUCCUGAGACCGACAAGUUUAAGGGAUAAGCCCCGCCCACAACCCUUCGACUUCCCACAGAGCCGCUGUCAAUCAAAAGCAGCCUGGCGCCUGAUUGGACGAGACGGUUGGCCAAUGAACUCGCAGGAGCGUGAAGUCGCACCUGUUGAUAGUUUGAUCCUCUUCAUAUCAGUUCGAUGGAUCUAUACACAUAAAAACAAGAACGUCGUUUAAAAAUGUUUAUUAUUGGAUGUAAAUGUUGAAUCUGUGUUCGUAUCUUCUUCAUCUGUCUCCUCCGCUGCUCUUUCUGACUGAUGACAUUUAUUAAUAUCCCAGAUGUAUUUAUCUAGGAGUCUCCUGCUGGAAACAAUUCCCUGUCUUUUGUUGAUUUAUCACCCGUCAGAUCACGGAUGAGAGGACGUCGUUACUCACGUUUAGACUUUUCUCUUUUACGUGACGCCGUUUUGAUGCCGUCAUCAUGCUUUUAUUUCCAUUCUCAGACAUUCCCAGGGCUUGUGGGUAAUAUUUCACAAAGCCUGCAGAGGGAAGAUGUACAGUAGCAGUCAAACAUUUGGA
Messenger RNA from Carassius carassius (crucian carp), 2878 nucleotides. Its product is annotated as protein mono-ADP-ribosyltransferase PARP6-like. The record is from RefSeq and is a predicted model, not a curated record. The transcript is spliced from 23 exons. Gene Ontology annotation, cellular component: intracellular anatomical structure; membrane; nuclear envelope. NCBI's taxonomy places the organism in Eukaryota, Metazoa, Chordata, Actinopteri, Cypriniformes, Cyprinidae. Gene Ontology annotation, biological process: endoplasmic reticulum unfolded protein response. Bases 359 to 2314 code for a protein of 651 amino acids. Gene Ontology annotation, molecular function: kinase binding; NAD+ poly-ADP-ribosyltransferase activity; protein serine/threonine kinase activator activity.